This is a messenger RNA of Symbiodinium sp. CCMP2456, 504 nucleotides long. NCBI's taxonomy places the organism in Eukaryota, Dinophyceae, Suessiales, Symbiodiniaceae. The record is from the annotation of a GenBank genome assembly.
AUGGCCACCAUGUUUGCUUUCGUGACAGGCUAUGCCGACGUCAUCAGCAUGCUGCGGUACAAAUGCUUUUCCAGCAUGAUGACGGGGAAUGCCAUCAUGUUCGGGCGGGCCAUUGCGAAUCCGGGAUCAGCUUUCGAUGAAGGCCCAUUCUACUACAUCGUCAUCAUAUUCGCCUUUGCUUCCGGCGCCGUCCUGCAGCGCGUUAGCGAGCACUUCUUCCCAAACAGAGGAGGUAGCAUUGUUGCACUUCCCUUGGCGAUAUUGUUGGUUAUUGCCGAAGUUCUUGAACUUCACAUGCCCUCCGAGCCAGAUUGGACAGUGGCCGGCGUCGCACACUUGUUCGGCGUUGUGGCUUCUGCCUGCAGCACGGGACGCAUGGGAACCCAUACAACUAUGGUUACAGGUCAUAUCCUGAGUUUGGCAAACCACCUCUCCAACCUCAUGCUCACUGGCAGUCUGACGGCGCAGGACACAUGGAAAGCAAUCAUGGCGGUGAUGAUCCUU